This is a messenger RNA of Protopolystoma xenopodis, 954 nucleotides long. The record is from the annotation of a GenBank genome assembly. Lineage: Eukaryota; Metazoa; Platyhelminthes; Monogenea; Polystomatidea; Polystomatidae.
AUGGGAAGACUCACUAACGAUACUGACGGCGAUGUCUGGCUCAGUGACGAUGCCGAAGAAACGUUUGAGAGCGUACCAACUGUACGAACUUCUGCGGAAUAUGAUGCUUCAUCAGCCCUCACCCAAAAAACUACUCCUAAGUCAAAAAUAUUAAAGGAAUCGAAACACGUACCGGUAUCAAAUUCAAGCAGAAAGCCAAAUUCGCGUGGCAAAAGUCAUAGAAAUCAUGCGCGCAAUGGUAGCAACACGGUACAACGAAGACCUAACCCGCCUGCAUCAGGAGAAGAGGUGCUUGUUAGGACAAAGGCUCCUCCUGGAGCCACACAAACAAAAAAAGAAAACGACGAUAAAUCAAUAUCUGAAAAUAUUAUUGGAAGCUCAUCUUAUCUUCAAGAAUGCUCUAAAUCUUAUAGGGAAAUACCAGAUCCGACUAAGCCCCAAGCUGACGGAAGGGUUCACGGAGGACUUAUUAGACUGCCGAAGAAUAUAAGUCUCUCUGUAGAUCAUCCUAAACUAUCUCCUAAUGUGCAUGUUCCUAAGACCCAAGGAGAUAAGCCGGUUGUGGUUGUCAGACCUAGCGUGGUAUCACAAUCAUCUUCAGACAAGUUCAUGAAUCAACCCUCGAUAUCUAGACGCAGCCGGACAUCUGGUAGCUCAAGUAUACCAUGCACGUCAUCUAUGAUUACUUCACAUCCAAGUCAAGGCGUACAAGCACCAUGGCCCUCAUUCUUAUCUGGUACUAACAAUCCAAUAAAAUUGCCAUCUGGUAUGAAUAUUGAGGCUCUAAACAACUCUGAUACCUUUCUUAUGUUCUACAAUUACUUCCAACAGCAUGCUAUGCAUGGGACAACAGAUCAAGGAUAUGUUCCUAAUCCGCAAACGCUGCUCUCUAACUCAGUCUUAACAAAUCCCUCUGCAGCUAUGACUCACACCAUAGAUACUGCGAUUUCCAAG